Miscanthus lutarioriparius is the source of this 1287-nucleotide messenger RNA. The record is from the annotation of a GenBank genome assembly. Lineage: Eukaryota; Viridiplantae; Streptophyta; Magnoliopsida; Poales; Poaceae.
AUGGCUGCCAUGUUAUUCCUGAUCCUGGCGCUCAUGAUCUCCUUCCUCGCUACCCCCGUUGUCUACUCCGAUCGCCCUGCCGCAGGCUUCCGUGCCACCAUGAUCCGCACCGAGAAGGCCAUCAACUUCACGCAGGCCGCGCGCAGGUCUCACGAGCGCAUGUCCAUGCUCGCCGCCAGGCUCGACGCGGCCUCCGGCUCCGGGCGCGUGACGACGCAGGCACCGCUGCAGGUGGACGGUGCCGGAUACGAAUACAACAUGGUGCUGUCCAUCGGCACGCCGCCGCAGAAGCUGCUGGCAAUGGCCGACACGGGCAGCGACCUCUCCUGGAUCAAGUGCGGCGCGUGCAGCAACUGCACCCCCGAGGGCCCCUCAUACUACCCCGGCAUGUCGACGUCGUUCUCCGUGCUGCCCUGCUCCGACCGUCUCUGCCGCGCGCUGAUGAGCGCCGCCGCGACCUGCGGCUUCGGCGGCGCGGAGUGCGAGUACAUCUACGGCUACGGCCUUGAGGCUGAUCCCCACGUCUACACAAGGGGUUUCCUCGCGAACGAGACCUUCACGCUCGGCGACGACCGCGUGUUGGGCGGCCAAGCCGUGCCGGGCGUCGGCUUCGGCUGCACCACCGUGUCCGAGGGCAUCUACAUCUACGGCGCGAGCUCUGGCAUCGUCGGGCUCGGCCGCGGGCCGCUGUCCCUUGUCUCGCACCUCAACGUUGGCGCCUUCUCGUACUGCCUCAGCGGCGGCUCCAUGACGAGCCCGCUCUUGUUCGGCUCCCUCGCCGUCCUGGCGGGCGCCGGGGUACAUUCGACGCCGCUCCUCGCCGGCACCGGCACCUACUACUCUGUCAGCCUGGAGCGCAUCUCGGUCGGCGACGUGACGACCAUCGGCCCCGGGAGGAGUGGCUACGGCAUGGUGCUCGACUCCGGCACGACGUUCACGUACCUCGUGGAGCCGUUCUACAUGCUGGCCAGGGCGGCCGUGCUGAACCAGACGACGCUCGCCAGGGUGCCCGACAGGUACGGCUUCGAGGCGUGCUUCCAAGCGUCCGGCGGCGGUGUCUGGGACGUUUUCCCGGCGAUGGUGCUGCACUUCGACGGCGCCGACAUGGCCCUGCCAACGUCGAGCUGCUUUGGGCAGAUCGAUGACGACGGCGUCAUAUGUUGGAUGGUGCAGAGAUCGCCUAGUCUGUCCAUCAUUAGCAACGUCAUGCAGAGGGACUACCAUAUACGGUAUGACGUCGACGAGGGUGUGGUGUCAUUCCAGGCGGCCAGAUGCGACAACCUAUGA